AUUAGACGUGGUCUAAGGGGAGAAAUGAGCAUUAAGUCAACCACUGAUAUUUCUAGCUGUACUCAAGAUUUGAAAAAUGACAAGUGGUUCAAUACUUCCUUAGCUAGAACCAUUAAAGACAUCAUAAACUCAAAUGAGGUUGGCACCUACACGUGCAAAGGGAUAAUAGUUGACUUUCACCCCACGGAAUCAUGGUACUACGAAGCAUGCGGAAAUGAAAGAUGUUACAAAGGAAUUUCCAAGGGAAGCAAAGUAGGAGAUCAUUGCAAAAAGUGCAAUAAACCAAUCAGCAAAAUCAUUAUAAGAUAUUGCAUGAGAGUGCUUGUGGAAGAUAGUGGUGAGCAGACGUAUUUUACAUUGUUUGAGGACUGUGCAUUUCAUUUGCUGAAAAAAACUGCUACUCAAUUACUGGAUGAGAUGGAAAGUGAGACCGGUGAUAGAAAUGGGACCCCUGACAUAUUGGCCACGUUGCUAGAGAGAGAAUUUCUCUUUGUAGUCGAUGUGAGUAUGAGAUUUGGUGCUCGUGUUUGUACAAUAAAACAAAUUACAGAAGACAUUCAAACCAUAGCCCAAUUUUCUGCCAUAUCACGUGUUCAUGAUGACGUUGAAAUCAUUGAAUAAACAUGUUCCAAUUCAACGUGCACUCAAAUUACACCUCAAAAACGAAGUUCUAAUGAUUUGUCUAGAGAUGAAGAUGACGUUCAGUUCUCAGCAACGAAGGUCUUAAAGAAAUAGAAAUGUCUUCGAACAAUUUUCACUUUUGGGAACUUUUGUUAUUGUGAUUUUGAACUUUGUUGAUGAAUACAUUAUGAGACUAUUGAUGCAUAAUACUGUUUGAGUGGAGUAUAUGACUUCUGAAAUUU
Messenger RNA from Salvia miltiorrhiza (redroot sage), 863 nucleotides. Its product is annotated as replication factor A protein 1-like. Lineage: Eukaryota; Viridiplantae; Streptophyta; Magnoliopsida; Lamiales; Lamiaceae. The record is from RefSeq and is a predicted model, not a curated record. The transcript has 5 exons. Bases 25 to 621 code for a protein of 198 amino acids.